ACCACAACAUCACGAAACCGGCCGUAGCUCUGAGAAACCCUUAAAAAUUACCUCACAACAAGCCAAACUUUACCAAAAACUUGUAAUCUCUCAUUAAAAUAAUCCCUCUUCACCAUUGACCAGAUCUCUUUAUAUGUGCCCUUAUAUUCCAUCCCCAGAUUAAAAUCAUAACACAACUAUGCUUCACCACUCCUCAAUAACAUUCUCACCACUCACACCUUUUCCCUCUCACCGCACCAACAUGGAUCAAUUCUCACACAUUCCCACUGAAAGAUCGCCCAGGAGAGAACUACAACUCCAAGGUCCACGCCCCACACCGCUCAGAAUAAACAAAGACUCUCAUAAAAUCAAGAAACCACCCUUGCCACCACAACCUUCCCACCCCCAACCACCACCGCGUCAACCCAUAAUAAUCUACACCGUUUCCCCCAAGGUUAUCCACACCACACCAAGUGACUUCAUGAACCUCGUUCAACGCCUCACUGGCUCCACUUCCUCCUCCUCCAACAACAACAACAACUCCGACCCUCUUCCCAACAUCAUUAACAACGACCCUUUUAACACCGGCGGCGGAAUGGUGUCACCGGCGGCGCGUUACGCCACCGUGGAGAAGGCCUUGUCCCCUAUGGGGAAGAAACCGGUGAUGGGUCACGGGGAUAUGAAUAUCAUAAACGAUGUGGAAGGGAUAGAGAUCAUUGGUGAUGGGGUAGUGGAGAGAUCGCAACAAAACAUGUUUCAAGGGAUUUUGUCUCCGGGGCCUGCUUCACUCUCUCCCAUUCCUUCAAAUUUUUUCUCUCCUCCGUCUUCGGAUCCAUCCAUGGUUAGCUUCCUUCACGAUUUGAGUCCCGCGUUUCAAAGUGGAAGAAAUUUUACGGAGGGUACUGGUGCCUUCGUCUUGCCAAGCCCUUCUUCAAACUUCAGCUUUGUUUCACCUCAUACUCCUUCCAUAGACCUGUUCAACUAUUUCUUAGAUUAGUUAGGAUCUUCUUCUUAUUGUUGAAUUUAGUGUUCAAUUUCGUUCAUACAGAAGACUGGAUCGAAUCCAAACCGAGAUCGAUAGGGAUUGGUUUGUGGAGUUAUUGUCUAGUUCGAAAAGAGGGGGCAAAGUUGAAUUUUGUUGCUCUCUCGGUCACUGCAUAGCUGCAGCAAUUUGGAAACUUCUUUGUUGGAUUUCUUUUUCCUUUUUCUUUUGAGCAGUUUGUGCUCGAAUUUCUUAUGACCUACGCCGUUGACAUCAUUCUUUGGCAUGUAUUGUACAUUGCGUUUAGUUUAGUUUGCUGAUGUUUGUCGGCACUAAAUAUAUUCAAUCCCAUUAUUCUUUGUAUGAUCAGAA
Vigna angularis (adzuki bean) is the source of this 1333-nucleotide messenger RNA. RefSeq names its product protein MKS1. The record is from RefSeq and is a predicted model, not a curated record. Lineage: Eukaryota; Viridiplantae; Streptophyta; Magnoliopsida; Fabales; Fabaceae. The transcript has a single exon. Bases 179 to 976 code for a protein of 265 amino acids. Gene Ontology annotation, cellular component: nucleus.